Messenger RNA from Papaver somniferum (opium poppy), 717 nucleotides. Its product is annotated as Werner Syndrome-like exonuclease. Gene Ontology annotation, molecular function: 3'-5' exonuclease activity; nucleic acid binding. The record is from RefSeq and is a predicted model, not a curated record. The coding region runs from base 1 to 717 and encodes 238 amino acids. Gene Ontology annotation, biological process: nucleobase-containing compound metabolic process. The transcript has a single exon. NCBI's taxonomy places the organism in Eukaryota, Viridiplantae, Streptophyta, Magnoliopsida, Ranunculales, Papaveraceae. Gene Ontology annotation, cellular component: cytoplasm; nucleus.
AUGGUUUUACUCGGUCCUCUGUUCUACUACAGCUCUGACGAAGAAGAAGAGGAGGAGAAACAAGAAGAAGAAGAAGACAUUCAUACAUCUGAACGCCAUGAUUUAACAACAAAUCAUCUAACUCGAAUCUUCAACGUCACCUUCUUUGGAAAAUCCAUUACUACUACAGUAACAUCAAAACCUAGCGAGAUUAGGAAAUGGAUUUACAGCAGUUUGUAUUACAGUCGUCGUAAUCGACACAAUCUUGUUGUUGGACUUGGUGUUCAAUGGUUCCCAAACACUUAUGGUUCUGAUAAUGAUCCAGCAGAAACUCUUCAAAUCUGCAUCGGUACUGGAUGUUUGAUUAUUCAGCUUACUCAUACUCCUUAUGUUCCUAAAAUUCUUCGAAGGUUUUUGGCUAAUGAGAAGAUCACUUUUGUUGGGAUAUGGAAUUAUUGUGAUAAUAGUAAGCUUAUGAAAUCAGAACAUCAAUUAUUUGUUUCGAGACUGAUUAAUCUGAGUGAGUUCGGAAUUCAAAAGGAGUCAUCUAGUGGUUCUAUGGAGAAUUUGGUUAGGGCUCAUCUUGGUUUUAAUGGUGUGAGAAAAGAUGGAAAUAUUGGUAGAAGUAAUUGGAAUGCUAAGAAUCUCAGUGUUGAUCAAGUUCAGUAUGCUACUGUUGAUGCUCAUGCUUCAUUUGAGAUUGGUAAGAAACUUGGAGCAUGGAGGUUUGAAGACUGA